Chinchilla lanigera (long-tailed chinchilla) is the source of this 2338-nucleotide messenger RNA. RefSeq names its product chromosome unknown open reading frame, human C7orf31 (gene Spmip4). The transcript has 10 exons. The coding region runs from base 345 to 2114 and encodes 589 amino acids. Lineage: Eukaryota; Metazoa; Chordata; Mammalia; Rodentia; Chinchillidae. Gene Ontology annotation, cellular component: centrosome. The record is from RefSeq and is a predicted model, not a curated record.
GGUCCCGCUUCCUGUCUUUGCAGCUACCGGGUCUUGAGCCGGUUUCCUCCUCCGCGACUCUUGGGAGCUGCCCGCCGCUGCCCUCCCGCCGCGGGGCCGCCCCCUCCGCCUGUGCAGGAUGCAUUACCCAGUGCCUGGGUCACGGCCGCCGUCACAGGCACCCUCGACCCCACCCCGGCCUGCCCGCCUUCCCUCUCUCUCCCCGCCGCACCUGCCCACGGGCGCCCCGGGCCGCGGGUGCGGACUACGGCGAGAUCCUACGCGCCGGGGAGCGGGGCGGGGAGGCGAGGUCGCGGGGCGCCGCCGGCCUGGAGUCGCAGAUUGUGCCACUUUAGCCCAGAAGCAUGAAGGUAAUAAACGGCAGGCCCUACUGUUGCAAGGAGCUUGAAGGAGCGGACAUACUGUCAGACACUUUUUACUCUAACCAGCUGCACAGCCCGCUACUAACAGCUACUCGCCCAACUGCGUCAGGGGACAGGUAUCGGGAAUUAAGGGAGUCACACCCACAAUGUCGGCUUCCAUGGGGUGCCGAGAGGGAAUAUGGGGGGAUAAUUCCAAUUGCGCUCCCUGAGGAACACAGGCCCAAAUGUGAACCUCCUUGUGUCAUGGGCAAAGGACAUCAGCAUUAUGGAUUUGGUGGAGAAACAUGGCCAAGAAAGCUUCCCAUUGAACAGUUCUAUUAUUUGACACAGAACAAAAAAAGUGACCUCUAUGGAAAUGAUUCUUUGUUGCCCAAACCACCAAAUUCAGCAGUAGAGGAAAUCUGCUCGCCAUAUCCAGUUGAACACCCGUACCACACACACACCUCUCGCUGUGCCAUGUUCCCAACCUUCACCUUGCCAAAGGAGCUCUACCCAGGUGUUAAAGCCCGCACCCAACGGCCAUUUCCUCCCACCGUGCCAACCAAGGCUUAUGAUACAACAGUUUUAAAGACAAGAGGUAAUCCUUACAGAUAUGAACUGCUUGAUUUCCCCAUGGAUUCAAAGAAGAAAGCAUUGAGUUGGCCGGGUCAGGAUGUAUAUUAUGACUUUCCUAAAUGUCUUGAGAAAAAUAAGCCAGUGUUCUACCCAAGGCCGCCGAAAACCUUUGCUCCUAACACUUCUUUAAAUUCAUGGGAUGCUAUUAACUCUGCAAAAGAGGCCAACAUACAGAGAAAUCUGGAAAGGUCGCAUUGGGUCACUUCAUACAGUCAUGAUUUUACAGGUUUGGGACCCAUGAACCCUCUUGAACUGGAUGAUUACCACGAAAAGAAAGUAGCAGCCUUAGCAGGACAGACAGAAUUUGACCCACUGCCUCAAGAAAAAUUCCAUCCUGUCUUUAAACCUUCCAGACCCUUGGAAGGGAGAAUUGCCCGACUUAAUCAGAACCGACGUCCUCUGGAGGCUACUGUCCAGCAAAGACCAGCUUCCUGCCCAGAUUGUACUCCUGGAGUUUUGUGUGCUUUUCAUACCUUUGUACCUAGUUCUACAGAAAUGCUGGCACUAAGCAAUUACAUACCAUCUGGUGUGACCCAUAGAAACCAGGAUAUUGAAGAGAAGAUUAAGGAAGAACAAAGCUUGCUGUCGACCUAUACACUCCCAUCUUGUAGCUCAGCAAAAGAUCUCACCAGCAUGUACGAUACAAAACCGUUUCCAAAAAUCACAGAUACUCAAAAGACAGAAGAUUUGUAUUGGAGGCAGCUGUCAUUAAAACGCCCACCCACACCUUACUGUAAAUCGAAUGAUUACAUUAACUAUGAACUUGUUAAGUCUGCUUUACAUGAUCCGUAUACUGCAUGUCAAAACCCUGUUAGCUUUAGUAAGCCUAGUAUUUUGCAAAAUACACCGGGCAUGGAAGCUUGCAGUUUAGAACAUUUUUUAAGUACACCAGAAGAACAGCUGGGUGUGAACAUAGAAAGCAGUGAAGAAACAAGACCUUUUGGGAGUUGGAUUCCUAGAGCCAUGGCCAAGCCUCACACCAGCCUGUUGGAUCUGAAGAAUUCUUUUUCAAAAACUGGUGCACAGAAACGUUUUCACAAUUCAAUUCUAGAGGACCACAAAGAUCUCAGAGAUACAGUCAAUUCAGGGAUGAAACACCAAUUCUAUGGCCAUAAUUCCUAUUACUUCUAUAAUUGAGAUAUUCCUUCUCUUCAAAACCCAGCCUCUUAUGAGAGAAGAAAAAAAUACAACAAUUUUAUUCAUUUUGCUGGGUACUAUUUCUAAAUUAAGCCAUAAAGACCCUGCUGAUGAGGUUUAUGUUUUUAGGAAUUUUAGUUAGGAUCUGAUCAGAAGAACCCCAAAAAGUGUUCUGACUUCUGGAACAGUUGAACAAUUUGUCAAUAAAUAUUAGAACCAGAAAA